AUGGGGAAGAUGGGGAGAGGAAACAACACCGAGCUACCACAUGGCUGGCUCUUGGGAAUGCUGUGCAGCACAUCAUCUCUGCACUGCCAAAAGACCAUAAUCGCCAGACAGAGUCAUUUAUCUACAAAUAUAGCCCCCAAAGUCAAGCACUGUUGGCAAAACUAUCUUGAAGUGAUAAUAACAAUAGCAUAUUGGCUCAAUACUUACACGCCCAAGAGCGGGGCUUUGGUGAUUGGGAUGCUGAAUGAAAUCGGGUGUUGGCAUCCUACAUUGCUACGGAGAGGCUUGGCCACCGGGAUCCCAAAGUUGGCUAACAAAUACCGGUCAGAUUGA
Molecule: messenger RNA, 333 nt
Organism: Trichophyton rubrum CBS 118892
Lineage: Eukaryota; Fungi; Ascomycota; Eurotiomycetes; Onygenales; Arthrodermataceae
Exons: 1
Coding region: 1-333 (110 amino acids)
Source: RefSeq, a predicted model, not a curated record